AAUUAGAGGUAGCAUCAUCACUCGUGACAGGCAUGGGUUGGCGGCAAAACGGACCGUUAACGUCGUCGUCGAAUCCAUCGGCACAAUACCAACUCCACUUCCUUUCGUCUGUCUUCCACAAACCACCAAUGGCGAAUCGGUUAAUUACUUCAACAGAAAGGGCUUUUCCUUUUUUUGGACGAGGUUGCAAGCAAGCAAACAAAACAGCAAAAUCAACGAUCGGCUGAGAAAGACAGAAAGACAGAAAGAGAGAACUGAACCAGACGCGUGAGAGCUUCGCCGGAGCAAACAACACACAUACACAUACACACACCACUGUGUGUGUAUCUGUGUGUUUAAUGGCGGCCAUAGCUAGGGCUUUCUUGAGCCCUCGGCUCACCGAUCCGUCACUCAAGCCACUCCAGCCUCAACCCCCUCCGAUUCUCCGACCGUUGCUUCUCGCCAUCGCCACCAAGAGGCAUCCUUCCUUUGCCGUCAGCUGCCUGGUUUCCGGCGUCGACGGCGGCGGAGUCUCCGAUGACUUUGUCUCCGCCACCAAAUCUGGAUCAUUCGAUCGGGAAUUCUCUGUAAUCGCCGAUAUGCUUAAGAAGAUCGAACCUUUAGACAUUUCCGUUAUCUCCAAGGGGGUUUCUGAUUCCGCCAAGGACUCCAUGAAGCAGACCAUCUCAACCAUGCUAGGAUUGCUCCCGUCGGAUCAAUUUUCCGUCACCGUUAGGGUUUCAAAACGUCUUCUGGAUCGCCUCCUCGUCUCCUCUAUAAUCACCGGAUAUACACUGUGGAACGCGGAGUAUAGAAUUUCAUUGAUGAGGAAAUUUAAUAAAUCGCCGGAGAGUUCAGAAAGUUCGACUUUUUCGCUGGACAAUGAUGUUUGGGAAAUAAACCAUGAGGACAGUGAGGUUGUUGGUGUUGAUGUUGAAGAUUUGGAGAGAGUAAACUUUCAGAGUAUUGGCGAUUUGUCGCCUGAGGUUCUGAACUACAUUCAGCAGCUGGAAUCGGAGCUAUUCACAGCUAAGAAGGAACUACAUUUUCAGAAGCAGAAACACAUAAGAAUGGAGCAUAUUAGAGAAAGUAACAAUGAUUUGUUGGAGUAUUUAAGGUCCUUGGAAUCCGAUAUGGUGACUGAACUAUCUCAGCUAUCGUCAUUAGAGGUGGAGGAAAUUAUUCGUGAACUUGUUCGAAACAUAUUGAAGAGAUUCUUUAAAAAUGAUACUCCCUCUGGUUUUAUUGGAGAUUCAGCUAUAAGGAGCACAGAGAACUACCAAAGUUGUUGUGACGAAUUUCACGAUGCCAUAAGCACUUCACGGGACUACUUGGCAAAGCUAGUUUUCUGGUGCAUGUUAUUGGGUCAUCACUUGAGAGGCUUGGAGAACAGACUUCAUCUGAGUUGUGUAGUUGGCUUGUUAUAAGUAAAGACAGUAGAAAUGGGCAUGUACAUAUUUUAUCAAGAAACUUUCUCCGUUUGAGUUUUAGGUUUGUGAAUCAUUAUCCCUUUUUAUCCAUAAUAAAUAAAAAUUGUACAUUUCAUUAUCA
Molecule: messenger RNA, 1530 nt
Organism: Cornus florida
Lineage: Eukaryota; Viridiplantae; Streptophyta; Magnoliopsida; Cornales; Cornaceae
Exons: 5
Coding region: 339-1406 (355 amino acids)
Source: RefSeq, a predicted model, not a curated record